Frankliniella occidentalis (western flower thrips) is the source of this 722-nucleotide messenger RNA. RefSeq lists its product as uncharacterized. The coding region runs from base 5 to 664 and encodes 219 amino acids. The record is from RefSeq and is a predicted model, not a curated record. NCBI's taxonomy places the organism in Eukaryota, Metazoa, Arthropoda, Insecta, Thysanoptera, Thripidae. The transcript has 2 exons.
CGGGAUGGCCGGGAAGAAACGGCACGUAUCCCGCGACAAGCGUCCGACGCUGCGGCAGGCAGUCGGCUUAUAUAGUCGGCGGGUCAGCAGGAGGAGGCAGGACAUCCCGGUCGCUUCAACCAACACCAUGGUCAAGGUUCUGUUCUGUACGCUGGCUCUGUGCGCCGUGGCUGCGGCCCGGCCCCAGGGGCCCUUCGGCAACCUGGUGAAUCGCCCGCCCUCCUCGGUGGCCGGGACGGGCCUCGCGCAGGCCCAAGCCGGCAUGCAGACCACAGACUCGCUGGCACAGAUCGACCUGGUGCGCCUUGAGGCCAUUCUGCAGGCCAUCCUCGACGUGAACAAGCGCGCCCUGGAUACAACCGACGACGUCGCCAAGGAAUCCCUCUGGUCCAUCGCACAAGAGGACGGCGGCGAAGGGGCGCGCGAGGGCAACCGCGGCUACAACGGCUACAACGGCAACCGCGGCUACAACGGCAACCGCGGAAACAACAACGGCAACCGCGGAAACAACAACGGCAACCGGGGUUCGUCUUCCAUCCCCACACAAGUCCUUCCCGUUGUGAUCAGCCCGAACAGCGGAUCCGAGAACAGCGGUAACAACAAGGCCGACAACGUGGCUGUCGCGGUGGCCGGCUCCAACCAGGGCUCUGGCAACGACCAGUAGACCGACCUGGUCAACUCUUCGGGCAGCCGGAAUGCCAAUAAAGAUAAAAUGCAACCUA